AAACACAGAGCCCAGAUACAACAGAAACUGCUUGACUGCACACUUGUCUUUAUUUUUACUAUUUCACUCACCAAAGAAACUACAUGUUACUGUAUGACAUUUGCAGAUCAAGCCGACUCAAAGCCUUCUACCUAAAAAACAGAAACAUAGUGUAAAUCUGCAGUGGGAAAAUGAGUAGCUCAAGAGUUCUUCACCCUCAUCCUGUGGCGAAACCAGACAAACUGUCAGUGAACUCGGGUCAGCACCAGCCUCUUCAUCAGCCAACGAUCAUGGGUCCUCUGAAACUAACGCAGCGAUUUUAUCCACCAAACGACUAUCCACGAAGAGCCAGCCUUUGCUUUGCACAUCUGUCCUCCUCUCCACCCUCGUCAUAUGUUCCUACAAAGCCCCGGAGCUGUUUCCGCAAGUACAGCUUCAACGCGCACAAGAAAUGUGUGGUAUUUGCAGAUGAGGUGGGAAGGGCACUGACUGUUGAGCAUGUAUUUACCCCUGAAUCCCCAUCCUCACCCCCUGCUCCAGCAACAAAUCCCUGUUCACGCCAUUUGGAAGGCCAACAAAAUCCUGCAAACAGAAAUGGAUCGCCCAAGUUUCGCCUGGGUUUCCCUCAGCCUACAAAGGACUCUGACGCAUUUAUUGCUGGCCUGCAAGAAAAAUGUGUACAAAUGAAGAGCUGCAGCAUUUCAGACAACAUAUUGAUAGGUGAAGUGUGUGUUUUCCACAGCUGCCCAAAAAACUCUGUAAAUAUGAAAAUGACUUUUGAUUCAUGGAUCACCUUCAAAGACAUUCCCUGUAAAUUCCUGGAGAAGAGGCGAGUCAAUGGCCUUGAUGUAGAUGUGUUUUUCUUUGAAGCAUGCUUGCCUCAAAUUACAGACAGAAUAGAGUGGAUUGAGUUCUGCUUCACAUCCAGCCCAGGGCUCAGUUCUGUGCUUCACCGGGAUGACAACAGGGGACAGAAUUACAAAGUGCUGAGGGAAAAAGGUGGAUCAUGUCCUGGCAAAGACUAUACAAAGCAGCUUUACCCUUCACUUUCAAAGUACCACCCACCUGUUUAUUCACAGUUUUCUUCUUAUCUCCAAAACUGUGAGAAUCUGACAUACUUACACGGUCAUCUGCUAAGCAGUGGAUUCAGGUCUGCACUCCGCGAACCAUUGUGUUGGAUGGCGUAAAACCUCCAAUAUACUGGAAUGUUAGCACAAAUAUGAUUCUGGAUACAGAAUACCCUGCUGCAAUGUGAAUAAUUUAUUAAAUUAUUAUUUUUUUUUCAACUGAAAAUGAAUGCGUUUGUGUAAAAUCCUAUUAAGAAAUACAUUGAAGAAAUGAGUGUGUGUUAUCUGCAUUGGAUCGGAUUCUUACUGUGUAUCCAUUUGUUGAGUAAGGCAUACCAGACAAAAACAGGUCAGCAAAGCAAAAAGGAUCUUGUGGGAAAACAGUUUAGAUUGAAGAGUAUGUCCCAGACACUCCCUUGGCUUCAACAUUCUUGGAAUUGUUACAUCUUGUACUAUAGAUAACUGGUUUGACAAAUUUGAGACGGUACAUGCUUUCCUUUCGUACAGACUUGUGUUUACGAGAAAGGGUGGAGUCAUUACAAAGCAUCUUAGCAACUACAGUGGGAAAGUUCUUGCUUCUCUAGUUCCAUUUCCACCCAGGUCACACUUUUUUUUUCUUGACUUUUAGUUCCUUCAGGCUGCCACUGUCCUGUUUCAACCUAAGUGAAUGUUUACAAGCUUGUAGUAUCAACUGAAAUUUUGUAUUAGAUCUGUUUACAAUUAUCUGAUCCUUUUCACAUUUUGUCAUUUAAGAGAAAUGAUGCAUGGUCUGUGUAUUUAUUUCCUAAUAAAAAUGUGAAAAGUGAGGCAUAUAUUUUUACUCAGCACAACUGAGACAAUACUUCACGUCUCUCAGCUUUACACAUCUAAAUAAAUGGCCUAUUCUCAUGCAAAAUCCUAUGCAAAAUAGCUUCAGCUCAGAUGUAACAAAGAGAGCGUGAAUAUCUUUUCCAUAAUCUUUUGUAACAUCUCAGUUGUUUUUCUGUAAUUGCUCUAUGUUAAGCUUACUCCUUCUUCCCAUCAACUCUGACCAGCUUCACUGUUACUGCAGAAAAACAUGCAUUCCUACAACAUAAUUUCAUCACCUCCAGGUGCAAUGUCACUUUUCUACCAUAGACUGGUAGGCCAUCCAUCUAUCUAUUCUCAAACACACUUAUCCUUUCAGGGUCAACGGGUGAAAACCCUAGACAGGUUGUCAGUCCAUCACAGGACAACACAGAGACAAAUAUGACAUAAAAUGCGCAAACACAUUCACACUUAAAGAGAAUUUAGAGAUACCAAUUAACCUGACAGUCACGUUUUUGGACUGUGCGAGGAAGCCAGAGUACCCAGAGAGAACCCUCACAAGCACAGGGAGAACAUGAAACCUCCAUGCAGAAAGACUCCAGGCCAGGACUCAAACUCAAAGACCAAUCUUGCUGUAAGGCAACAGUGCUACCAACUGUGCCACUGUGCAGCCCAAACCUGUAGGCCAGAAGUCAGACAGCAGGUGCAGCUGAUCCAGAAUGCUGCUGCUUGCAUUCUCACCAAAACCUGGAAGAUAGAGCACAUCGCCUCAGCUCUAAAUUCCUUCCACUGGAUCCCUGUAGCUCAGAAAGUAGACUUUUAUAAACUAAGAACAGUAUUUUCUUCAUUGAACUGCUUAGCACCACAAUA
Molecule: messenger RNA, 2702 nt
Organism: Gambusia affinis (western mosquitofish)
Lineage: Eukaryota; Metazoa; Chordata; Actinopteri; Cyprinodontiformes; Poeciliidae
Product: protein phosphatase 1 regulatory subunit 3B-like
Exons: 3
Coding region: 171-1166 (331 amino acids)
Biological process (GO): regulation of glycogen biosynthetic process
Cellular component (GO): protein phosphatase type 1 complex
Molecular function (GO): protein phosphatase 1 binding; glycogen binding
Source: RefSeq, a predicted model, not a curated record